AUGGCUAGCACACCUGCGCCCAGAGAUGCGAAGGAGCGACAACACUCCCUUCCUACGUCAGCCUGCAACUCGAUGGAAAGACAACAGAAAACCAUGGAUGACUGCAUUGAUUCUACCCCGAUGCCCGUCUUGGACGUGCAAGAUCUCGAUGGCGAAGACCAAAACGAAGAAAUUGAGCUCAAGAGGAAGCUGGCAUUCGACGAGGCAAGGGAAUCAGAAGGCAGAUCAGAGAGUUUGAGCGAGAAGGAUUCAGCUCCUUCAAAGCCCAGGACGAGCAGAACCACUGCGACCAAAGUAUCAGCGCAGCUGCUUGCUAGGAUCGAAAACAACGAAUCAGGCUGCGAUUUGAAGAUCACCGCGCUCAUCCCCUUCGUGAGCUUGAACUCUCUAUGUGAUGCUCUCGCAAACAACACCUCGACCGAGAGACUCGACCUUGAAGGAUGCGGAGUUGGGGACAAGGGAUGCCUUUUGAUCCGUGACCUCUUCUUGAAGAACAAGACUAUCAAGCACUUGGACCUGCAGAUGAAUCAAAUAUCGGAUGUCGGAUGCAGGCACCUUUCAGAAAUUUUAUCACAGAAUGUGACUCUCCAGAAGUUGUAUCUUGGGUACAAUGACAUUCGCGACGAUGGAGUGUAUGCGCUGAUUGCUGCGAUGCGACCGCAAGGACAACUGGAAAUUGUUGUCAACGGGAAUUCCUACGUCUCGGAUCAAGCUCUUGCCAGGCUCGAUCGAGCUCUUGAGCAGCAAUGGCGGCCGGUGAUGGCGAAGCCCCGAAGAGAAGCGAGCUCGCCUCUGCCUUGUAGUGAGAAGGUCGAGAAGCUGCUCAAGAAGCCGCGUGUCUCCGAGGAGGGCAGAAAGGCUGACAAGGAGAAGGAGGCAAAACCCAAGGGAUUGAAGAAGCAGAGUGCAGGGCGGAGCCUUCUCCCUUGCAGCCUUGCCAUUGACUCCACCUUCUACCUCUCACCCCCCAAGAAGGGCUCCUCCUCAGACGACACGUGCCACACAGACCCGAACCUCCAUCGCGGGGCUCCCUUCGAGUAUCAGAUCCUGGAGAAGACGAAUGUGAGAUGCCCGUUGUUUUGGAAAGCUCUUGACGUGCCGCGAUCCAUCGAGCAGACUUCCUUCUGGUCCGACCUGAGCAAACUCAGCGAGGGGGGUGACGAGCACAUGCGAGCGAGGAAGAAGCUUGCGGAGAGGUUCCACCAGCAGUGGACUAUGCUGCGGACGAGCAUCAGCGAUCAACUCGAGCAAGAGUGUCGAGAUUUGCAGAUCCAGCCCAACGUGGGAAUAUUUAGAUCCACUUGCGACUUCCUCGCUAGGCAGAAGCACUACAUAAAGGAUUCCAAGAAGCUGACGAACCGAAUCUCUGAGAUCAAGUCCGAAGACAUCAGGAAGUCCGUCGUUGAGACUCGCGUGAAAGAACUCGAGCUCAAGUUCAGGCUGAACCUCAGGCACAUGGAAGAAGACAUAGCGAGAGAGCAAAAGAUUGAGGCCAGGGUCCUAGCUGAGAUGCAAGGAGUCAAGCCUCACAUGCAGGGCGGCGAGCUUCCCCCCGGGAUCUCUCAAGACAGCAUGAUAGUCCACGUCCCAUGUCCCUUCCAGGUGGACAUAGUCUGCUGCCAUGUAGAGGCCGACGAUGCGCAAGAUACCGUCAUGGAAUGA
Molecule: messenger RNA, 1662 nt
Organism: Guillardia theta CCMP2712
Lineage: Eukaryota; Cryptophyceae; Pyrenomonadales; Geminigeraceae
Exons: 12
Coding region: 1-1662 (553 amino acids)
Biological process (GO): nucleocytoplasmic transport; activation of GTPase activity
Cellular component (GO): perinuclear region of cytoplasm; cytosol; nucleus
Molecular function (GO): GTPase activator activity; small GTPase binding
Source: RefSeq, a predicted model, not a curated record